AUAAUCAACCCGAAUCUUUAUCUCUCUACUCAGCAUAUAUAUAGUGACAAAAUAAAUGGAUUAUGGAAGUGUAGUUAUUACUAUACCAAACUCAACAAUUCAUACAUACACCACCAAUUCUAUGAUGAUGAUGACUGCAGAUUAUGAAAGCGUGAAGCAGCUUCCUCCUGGGUUUUUGUUCUCUCCAACGGAUGAAGAACUUGUCCUUCACUUUCUCUAUGCCAAGGCUUCUCUUUUGCCAUGCCAUCCCAACAUCAUCCCUGAUCUUGAUGUCUCUCUCGCUCAUCCUUCCCAACUCAACGGUAAAGCGUUGUCAAGCGGAAAUCAAUACUAUUUCUUCAGCAAAGUGAAGGAAAAAAGAAUAACAGAAAAUGGGUAUUGGAAGGAAAUAGGUGAAAGUGAAGCAAUAUUGUCAUCAACGUUUGAGAAGAAAGUAGGGACAAAGAAGAACCUUGUAUUCCACAUAGGAGAAGCUCCACACGGCAUUGAAACCAGUUGGGUCAUGCAAGAAUAUCAUAUUUGCCCAUCCUCUAACAUUAUUUCUACAACUAGAGCCAGAAGAAAACACGAUCAUCAAAUUUGGAGCAAAUGGGUUUUGUGCAAAGUGUAUGAAAAGAAGGGGUCCGUACGAGGUGUAAACUACUGUAGCGACGAUGAUGACAGUGGGACAGAGCUAUCUUGGCUUGACGAAAUUUAUCUCUCGUUGGAUGAUGAUCUGGAAGAAAUUAGCGUCUCCAUUUUAGAUUGAAUAUGUAUCAAUUACCUGAAUUUUAGGUUUAAUAUAUAUGUAACGGUGCCGCUAUAUAUGUUGAUACUACUGUAUAUUGAAUUGGGAGUUCAAUGAAAAUGAUUAUACCUUCACUAAA
Messenger RNA from Arachis duranensis, 866 nucleotides. Its product is annotated as NAC domain-containing protein 104. Gene Ontology annotation, biological process: system development; regulation of DNA-templated transcription. Lineage: Eukaryota; Viridiplantae; Streptophyta; Magnoliopsida; Fabales; Fabaceae. Bases 56 to 748 code for a protein of 230 amino acids. The transcript is spliced from 3 exons. The record is from RefSeq and is a predicted model, not a curated record. Gene Ontology annotation, molecular function: DNA binding.